Molecule: messenger RNA, 567 nt
Organism: Haemonchus placei
Lineage: Eukaryota; Metazoa; Nematoda; Chromadorea; Rhabditida; Trichostrongylidae
Source: the annotation of a GenBank genome assembly
AUGGCGAUGAGGCUAGCGUACUCAAUUUAUGAGGCAAUCGGUCAUCGAGUCAAAAUUGAACAAGUAUGCGUCUUCUCCGACUCAGAAAUAGCUCUCAGCUGGAUUAGAACACCGACGUUGGAGCAAUCGGUCGGAGUUCUUGUGAAGAACAGAGUUGCUGAAAUAAGAAGAAUUUGUGAUGAGCUCAGAACCACGGUUCUGUUCGGAUACGUAAGUACAACCGACAAUCCAUCAGACUGCGGAACAAGAGGACUAACAAAGACAGAGUUUGAAGGGCACAUGUGGUGGCAAGGACCAGAGUUCCUGAAGCAUCCAUCAGUAUGGUCCAAGGAAUGUCGAAUGUUCGUCUUACCAGGUGAACAAACAUGCUCGAUCACAACAGCUACAAGCUCCUCAUCGGAACUUCUGGAUUGGACCCGACACAAUCAUCUGCCUUCCGCAAAAAGAACUUUGGCGUAUGUACUACGCUUCAUCCAUCGACUAUCGCAAAAGGUGAACACGGAGCUGAGAAAGCGCCUCGAGGCAAGCAUCCCAGAACUUCGCCAAAUGUCAACUGAUGCGUUCAUA